AUGGGUAGACGAAAAGCUGUUCGUACUCAAGAUGAAGAGGAAGAAUUUCAGCGAUUGAAAAGGGAACGAAUAGCUCUAAAUCAACAAAAAUACCGCGAUAAAAAGAAAGGAAAUGCAGCAAACAAUAUAGCUGGACCAUCUAAAAUUUGCAAAUCAAGAAAUCUGUUAAAUAAUAGUCUAUCAGUUGUAGUGUCUGAAUCACCAAGUCCUUUGGUCGUAAAAAAUGUUUGCGUUUCAUCAGUAAUGAAACUUAUUAUUACAACGUCGACUUUGAGCAGUUCUGUUACAACAGUCAACAACUGCAUGUCAAAGUUACAGAGUAACAGUGCUUUGACAACUCCGAGUUCAAGAUUUGAUAAUAAUAAUGUUAAUAUAAUUAAAAGACUGUCAACCGUCGACGAAGUACUUGCGAAUGUCGUUGAAAAUACUACAGAAACAAGUCAGUCAAUUUCAGUGAAUGUAAAUGAUAAUAUUUCCAGAACUGAUAAUGAACAAUUAUUGAAAACACACAAUAUCACAGAUUUAAACAAAAGAAGAGUACAAAAUUACCGAGCCAAUUACAAAGGAUUUCAAAACAUAGACUAUCAUAAUUUAAAUCAACAUUAUAUUGGAAAAAUGGAUGUAGAAUGCCAACAUUGUAGAUCGAAGCAUUUUCAAGCUGAAAAAGUUCACAAUAAAGGUAACUCAUUCAACGAUUGUUGUAGUCAUGGAAAAGUUAUAUUGGAGCCUCUACUACCACUUCCUAAUGAACUACAACAGUUAUUUUCUGGAAAUCAUCAGAAAUCUAAAGAGUUUUUAAAAAAUCUACGAGGUUACAAUAGUGCAUUUUCUUUUGCAUCUUUCAAUGCUAACUUGGUUAAUUUCAAUGCACAAAGACGAGGACCAUAUUGUUUCAAAAUUCAAGGUCAAAUUUAUUAUCAAAUUAACACUGCAUUAUAUCCUGCUACAAAUGAACAGUCAAGUUAUGGACAGCUUUUUAUUCUUGACGCUAACGAAGCUACAGAAUGUCGUUUAAAUGCAAAUUCAAAUCUCGAUGAAGAGUUAUUGCAUAUGUUAGAUGAUAUUAUCCGCAGCAACAAUAUAUUUGCUCAGUCAUAUCAAAUGAUGCAUGAAGAAGUUCGCAAUCAAGAAAGUUCAGGUUCAAAUGUGCCUGAUUUAAAAAUGGGAUUCUUAAAUAAGAAAACAGGUAUUGAUCGCGGAAGAUAUAAUGUUCAAAAAACCAACGAAGUUGCUGCAAUUUUUUCAAUUACCGCAGAUGGAGAUAUUCCUAAUUGUUAUGUUACAAUUAGAAACAAACGUGAUAAAACUUUAAAAUAUGUUAGUACAAUGGAUCCAAAUGUUGAACCUUGGAUUUAUCCAAUGUACUAUCCGCACGGUACGCAAGGUUGGCACGAUGAUAUUAAACAAAUCAACGAAAAACGUGUGACUAGAUCCAUGUACGUUCAAUAUCGAAAGGCUGUACGUGAUAAUGUCAAUGUUUUUUUAAUGGGUAAGACUAUUUCAACAAUGGCUUGUUGA
Formica exsecta is the source of this 1518-nucleotide messenger RNA. RefSeq lists its product as uncharacterized. Bases 1 to 1518 code for a protein of 505 amino acids. The record is from RefSeq and is a predicted model, not a curated record. Lineage: Eukaryota; Metazoa; Arthropoda; Insecta; Hymenoptera; Formicidae. The transcript has a single exon.